CUCAGAGAGAGAAAGGGAUGCCGGUGGCGGCUGCGCUCCCGGACUAGGCGGGCGGUCGCUAUCCCGCGAAGCUUGAGCCUCCCGACUUUCCGUCGCGACCUCCGCCAGCUGAGGCUGCUCGAGCCGCUCUCGCGUCUUCUCCUCGGCGCUCUCGCUGCCCUUUCCCCACCGGUGACGCUGCGCGGCGGGGGGGCGGCGGGUUGGUCUCCGGUGCCGGGUCUGGCGGUUGGACGCUUCCCUCACCAUGUCUCGGGUCCUCAAGUCGGUGGAUUACGAAGUGUUCGGCCGGGUGCAGGGUGUCUGUUUCAGAAUGUAUACAGAAGAUAAAGCUAGGAAAAUGGGAGUAGUUGGCUGGGUUAAAAAUACCAGACAAGGGACGGUUACUGGCCAGGUACAGGGUCCAGAAGAUAAAGUACAGGAGAUGAAGGCCUGGCUGACCAACGUCGGAAGCCCAAGCUCACGCAUCGACCGGACGAAUUUUGCUAAUGAGAAAGAGAUCACUAAACUUGAGUUCACGGGCUUUAGCACAAGAUACUAGCCAAACAGAACAACACCAAGCUGAUUGUACUGCUUAUAGCAAUUAAUCAAUUGAAAUUAUUGUUGAUGUUAUCAUUAUAUUAUCUACUUAACUGAAACACUAUAAUAAUAUUAAUUAUAAUAUAGAUUAUUAUUAUAUUGUUAGGUUUCUGCUUUUGCAUGAUAAUGUUUCAUGCUUUUCUGAAGUGCACAAUCCCACUUUUUGGAACCUUCCUGAAUGUUAGGGAAAUGUAGCAAUUCUGUUUGCAUUCAAUAGGAACUGCUGUGUGCUGUAAUUUUAGAGAGACGUUUUUUGAAAAAUGACGUCUUUACAACCACUGGCUUCCCCAAGCUGAAGCUUUCCCUACAGAUUUCAAAAAGGCGGAUAGGAGCCUCUCUGGAGGCAAGUUCUUAGCAAGCCCAACUAAGAGUGUGAUUGCAUUUAACAGUGGCUGUUUCCUUCUUCUAAAGAACAGCUGGGAUGGGUUGGGAAAUGAGGUUGUGAUGGAAGUGUCCCUCCUGAGGCCAAUAGCAGUUUGGGGGUGUGAUUUUCGCUGGGAAUACAGCAAUGCGAGAAGGGUUGACAGACCAGGCUCCCACUCCUGAUCACCCCACCACCCAUGGCUGCUGCUUGGAAGAAAACAUGGCACAUUAAUGCAUUUAACAUCCCAUCCAGGCAGACCCACAGUCCACUCAUAACAAAGCAUUAAGCACACUGGUUCCAAUAGGACUCCAAAGCAUAACUGCAUCAGAUUGUGCCCUUGGCAGUUAUUGCUGUGUUUAUUUACAGAACAACCCUACCCAUCUUUACUUGGAAGUAAGCACCACUGCAUCCAGUGCGGCUUACUCCCAGGUAAGUGCUGAGUUCUUCACUAUAGGGUUCCUCAGCUGUAUCUGGUUGGCUUCACAUCACAGAAACUAAAAACACCUUCUCUGUCUCUCUCUCCCUCUCUGGCCUAUCUUUCAAUAUGUUUACCUUGCAUUCUGAUCCAAGUGACUUAGACAAUGUUAAAACAAUAUGAAAACUGCCCAAUGCCCUUAGUUCUCCUUUGCUGCGGUAGCCGCAGGCCAUUUGGCAACAAGAACACAGUUCUUUCUAGGAAGGAAAGUGGCACUAGCCAAUCAGAACUGCAAACUGCAAAACCUGUUUUGCUCUUCCUCGCGAACCUUCAUUGCUUGAAUCCAGGGUUCACCCAUCUAUAACAGGAAAAACCCAAAACUGUUUACAAUUGCCUGAUAGAAAUGUGGAAAAUGAA
This is a messenger RNA of Podarcis muralis (Common wall lizard), 1772 nucleotides long. RefSeq names its product acylphosphatase 2 (gene ACYP2). Gene Ontology annotation, molecular function: DNA binding; acylphosphatase activity. The record is from RefSeq and is a predicted model, not a curated record. Gene Ontology annotation, cellular component: nucleus. Lineage: Eukaryota; Metazoa; Chordata; Lepidosauria; Squamata; Lacertidae.